AUGGAGCGUUCCAAGAGGGAAAAAGAUCGAACAAAAGCAAAUUCAAGACAUCCUAGUCAAGAAACCUCAAAUGGGUGCAAAUUAUUCGAAAUUNUGGCACUAAUUUGGAAAUAUCGAGCUAACUCACAAGAGCAUAAACAGAUUGCCUUUGGCUUGAAAGUGUUCUAUGAAAACUAUAAGGACAAGUAUUGGUUCUGGGAGAUAGCUGAGAUGUACCGGAAGCUGAUCUUUAUUUCAGUCAUUCUUCUGUUUGACUCCGAAAGUGAUUCUCAAAUUGGCUUUGCUGUGAUGGCAGCAAGUGCAUCAGGAAUUGUGUAUACUAUCUUUCGACCGAUAAAAGACAAAUUUGAAGAUCGACUGCAAACAUUUGUGCUCUGGGUAAUAUUUUUUAAUGUCUGUCUUGGUGCAAUUUACUCGCAGCCAACCAUCAAGGACAGCAGCGGAGAAAGCAAUUCCACCUUUAUAAACGUGGCGUUUCUGAUUCUUAACAAUGCCGUGCUGAUCAUGGUAGUUGGAAAAGGUGUUCAUCAUCUAAAAGAUGCUUACCGAUGCAAGAGGCACCAGAGGUUGGAAAUGAUGGAUCCAAUGACAAAUGAACACUCUGAUGAUGAGGAUUAAAGUCAUCCUUCUCGAAUCAGCCUUUAAAGUUUAUAUUUCUGAUUGAAUGUAGAAGAUAAAUUUUAUAAUUUAAUUCAAGUAAGCAAACCUAUAGUGUAGGAGGCAAGACUGAUUAAUGACUCAGCCUUUGACGUUUCUAUUCCCAAUUAAAAGUUCAUCGGGAAUGAAAAGAGAGGAAGACUGCAUUUUUUUCUUUUCAUUAUUUUCAUUGAUUGGCUGUAGGUUUCAAGUCAAUUGCAAACCAACUAUAAUUAUUGUUAACGGGUAAUUUGAUAUUUUACCCAACCCUACUAGUCAUUGUUAAUAGGAGAAGGACACUCAUUCAAACCUCUAUAAUAUUUGAACACUUGUGAUGUGCCGAUUCAUUUAUGAUCUUGAAAAGCGAUCGAUUCUUUAAUGGAAUUUAUCAGGUAAGCAUCAAUUGACAAAACGAAGUGGAUCCUGUAUUCUGAAUGGCAACCUCAGCAGGUGUUAUGGGCCCAUCCUUCCCGCUAAGGAUUUUCAACUUUGAUUCAUCCCAAGAAAAAAAAAUUGUGCAGCGAACUUAUAAACUUCGUAUCUACUGGAAAAUGUCUGCAAUGGAUUCACAAAAAACCGCAAAGGAGAGUCUAAACCUAAACGACUCUCUUCGGUUUUUUGUCUUACAAGCACAUUUGGCUUUCUUUUCCUCCUAUAAAAAAAGACGUCUCUUUUGAUAACAGGAGAAAAACGUCUUUUUUGAUUCCUAUCAACCGGAUAGUAAUUUAAUAGUAAUCUUAUUUGAAGUCAAUUACACAGGGAAUAGUUGCCCAGAUCUCCCGAGCCAGAGGCUAGUGACAAAAGUGAUUGACAAAGAAAAUAUAAAAAGCAUUAUGUAUAUA
Stylophora pistillata is the source of this 1478-nucleotide messenger RNA. RefSeq lists its product as uncharacterized. Lineage: Eukaryota; Metazoa; Cnidaria; Anthozoa; Scleractinia; Pocilloporidae. The record is from RefSeq and is a predicted model, not a curated record. Gene Ontology annotation, molecular function: protein binding.